Aedes albopictus (Asian tiger mosquito) is the source of this 2621-nucleotide messenger RNA. RefSeq names its product glutamate receptor ionotropic, NMDA 1-like. Gene Ontology annotation, cellular component: membrane. Gene Ontology annotation, molecular function: ligand-gated monoatomic ion channel activity. The transcript is spliced from 6 exons. The record is from RefSeq and is a predicted model, not a curated record. Lineage: Eukaryota; Metazoa; Arthropoda; Insecta; Diptera; Culicidae. Bases 1 to 1878 code for a protein of 625 amino acids.
AUGGAGCUUCUUACGGGGGACAAUUCCACUACAGUUCUGAACGCUUCGCUCACAGCGUAUGUGAACUACCUGGUUCUACGCUAUCUUUCGAGUUACUUUGCAGUAUGUGUUUUCACGACUCCAUCCGACGACAUCCAGAUCAACAUGCCUGUCCCGGUUGUGGUCAUUUCGAUCGAUUCCAGCUUCAACCGUAGAUUUCAAGAUGCCGUUGACGGUGGAUGUCAAGCAUUCGUUGUGACCGAACAAGCGAUGACUCCUUUCCUGGAUGCGUUUGUUCCCGUCCAUGACAACUCAGAUCAACGGUCUUCGGAAAAGCAACUGCUGGUCAUGAUGGAAUCUGAAGAUGAGAUACAUUUGAAGAAAUUCACACAUCCAACUUUACUGGAGCUCGUCAACGUGGUGAUUGUGGUCCCAAAUCAUUCCACCGAGUCUGUAGAUCUCUACAGCAGUAAGAUUUUCAACGACGGGACAAGGAGUACAGUAAACUUCAGUUUUGAGCAAAUAGAAGGACCAGACUAUAUACCAGAUACGUACCAAAAUAUGAAUAAUGUUCCUGUUCAUCUAUGCACACUUAUGUAUCCCCCAUAUUCGUACUAUGAAGAAACUGUGGAUGAAAAAGCCAAUGCACGUUACCAUGCAUCUUUCAAAGAAAAAAACGUGUUUCUAUUUCUUGACGGAACCGAAGUAACUUUGAUCGUAGAGUUCUGUCGCAAGUAUAAUUGCUCCAUCGAAGUUUCAUUGGACGAAGAAUAUCUGUGGGGUGAAGUGUUUGACAACCGCACCGGAAAUGGCAUCAUGGGAAUGGUAGUAGAGCGCCGAGCAGACAUCGCAGUAUCCGCCAUCUACUAUUUGUCUAACAUAUUCAAAUUCGCCACGUACACACAUCCGCUGAGUCGUUCUGGAGUCACGGUUCUUGUUCCGAAGCCGCUUAUACAGCCACCCUGGCGGACACCAUUCCUAUGUUUCAGUCCCUCUCUAUGGUUAGCUGUAAUCGUAGCUUUCUGCGUUGGGGUUUUAACCGUAUGGUCGAUAGAAAAGGUACGCUUCCGGAUAUUGGAUCCCAACGAGCAACCGGUAACCUUCAGCGACUCGACGAUGACGAUGAUCAGUUUGUACGUGGAGCAAAGCUCUACGAUACGAAGCGACCUGCUGUCCUGCACCUUACUGUUUAUCUCGCUGAUGUUCGCCGGUUUCAUGAUUGGUAGUGCUUACAACGGAGGCCUGGCAGGGGUAAUGACCAUACCACAGCACGAGAAGUCCAUCGAUACGGUGCGGGAUUUGGCCGACACUGGAAUGCGAUGGGGAGCAACGGCUCUACCUUGGUUGAUCCCUAUCAUGACAGCACCGCAGCCUUACAUGAAACGCUUGGUGUCCACCUAUCGAGUAGUGGAUGAAGAAUUCAUCACCAAACACACCAAACUGCACGAUAUGGGUUUCGUAGGUGAAAGGACCGAGUAUAAUCAUUUCGUUCCGGAGGAUUUUGUAGAUAGUGAGGCGUCGAAUAUGCUACAGCUGCUCAAGGACGAUCUUUACUGGGCGAGCGCAGCAGCUAUAGUCACAAAAACUUGUCCAUUCCGACAGAAGCUUAACGAUUUCAUCAUGCUUGUUAAGCAGUCUGGCAUACAGUACUACUGGGAGCUACAAGCUUCCAACAAAUAUCUGAAUGGAUCGAUUCAAACCACCAUUUUGAAUGCCCGAUCCGCGGGGUCGAGAUCAAAAGGACACAUGAUGAAACUAACCGUUUUGCACUUUCUAGGAGCGUACAUGAUUCUGGCCGUUGGUCUUGGACUCGCCUCAAUAAUGUUCCUUUGGGAGAUUUCUCAAACUCGUAAAACAAACUUAUCGAAUAGAAGGAAGCAGACUAAACGGGAAGGCUGAAAUGCUUCACUGUGUACCUUUUUUGGCAAUCCAAAGCAACGUGAUAGUUAUUCUGCAACUUUAUAAUAUUUCUAGAAUAUUUCUAGAACCAUAACUAUAUAUUAACAGAUUUUGUAGGGUGUACAAUACAGAUUCAUGCAGAUGAAAAAAUAAUAAUGAAUAAUACCACUUCAUAAAGUCGGUUUAGGGCUGCCAUUUUUAUUUUUAGUGCAACAGUUUUGCUUUGAACUCCUUGCAGGUGCUUGGAUGACGAUCAGUCUGGAGAAUUAACCCUCAGGUUUGCAGAAGCUAACCCCUUUUAUCUAUCCCUGGUACGAUUGAAGCUCUUACCGGAGAAGGCUGCUCAAUCAUUUCUUAGAACGCUUGCAUUUCGGCCGGUUCGACAUGAAGCAUGGUAAGGAUAACGUACCACGUACUCACUUACCUACUUGCCUAAACGGUGCUGGGAUAAAAGAAACCACAAAGCAUGUAUUGAGGGUAGAAAGUUCGUUAGUACUGGGUACCACAUAAAUAAAUAAAUAGAGGAAGGUAACUGGGUCGUUCCUUUGACAGCGAUAACCCAAACUACCCAAGAAUUGUAACGAAGUGAAGCGUUUCCUCCCGAAGUAGUACUUAAAGGUGCAACGCGAAAAAAAGAAAAACAAAAUGAAUGGUGGCUCCAAAGAGGAUCGAAGCAUGUGGCCAAGUUGUUUAUAAUGUUAGAGCCUAAGGUGUCUCAAAUCUUCACAAAUCUUCUAAUAAAU